AUGAGCAUUGAAUAUCAAAAAGUUCAAAGUUGCACGCCAGAGGACUCGCGCGUCUUUUGCACCCGUUUGCGGACGGACCCAGAAGAUUCAGUCGUUGCCCAUAGCCUGUUUGAUCCCCAUAUCGAGCCCCAAGACGCAGAUGGGGAACUCGAGGACCCUUCGAUGCUCCCGUCAAGCGGGGUUGGCUACGAAUUAGAAAAACGCGACCAGCUCAGAGAAGACGAGGCGGCUACAGGUGCUGCUGCAGGUUCAAAGCAGCACAAACGGGCGGCAGAAGAUGAGGAGCUCCAAAGGGAAGAGCAAAUUGAUGAGAAGGAGGAGAUGCAGCACGGGAAGGCUCAGCCCCCGCCGCCGAAGCUACCGCCUGACGAGGCGCGAAAGCUGCUCCUCUCCGUACGUUGA
Eimeria acervulina is the source of this 402-nucleotide messenger RNA. RefSeq lists its product as hypothetical. The transcript has 6 exons. NCBI's taxonomy places the organism in Eukaryota, Apicomplexa, Conoidasida, Eucoccidiorida, Eimeriidae. The record is from RefSeq and is a predicted model, not a curated record. The coding region runs from base 1 to 402 and encodes 133 amino acids.